AAUUUGCAGUCAUAUGCAUUUUAAGUGACAGCGCGCAACACAACAGGCUGUGUGAUGGACCUCGGGCUCCGUUUGUCUUCAGAUAUACGCCUUGCAUUGCAUCGUUACGGGAAUAUUCAUGGCAUAUUCUACGAGAACGUACAGUAGGGUGACAGUAGUGUGGUUUGCCUCACUGAAACGAGGUCGCGCGAACGGAUGGCGCGCGUGUAAAAUGACGGUCUCGGGUGAGGAAGGCAGAGCAGAGCCACAACUUCACUAGGAUUGGACAACAGGCAGUGCAGCGGGGAUUCCUGGGGACUGGUGUCUCUCCUAAAAGACUUCAGAUUGUACAACCACGGCUUUAUCACCAACAAAUCAAAUGGCAGCUUCGGAGAAAACACUCAUUUACCGAGAAGACACCCAUUCGUUUAAAAACUUUCUUUCCAAACGGGACAUGCGCCUGAUAGCCGCACAAGAAGAGUCAAAUUAUGUGGAUCUCAACGACCUGCUGGAACUAAAAUUGGAUGAUACAAAAACAGUGAAAGUGACAUUUGGAGACUCGGGUCAAUUGGCAAUUAUUAAAAGCAUUAGUGGCAUAAGCGAUUCACAAGGAGAGCACAAACCUUGCACUGAAAAAGUAAAUGAAUCUACUGAACAUAAAUGCACACCGGAGGAAUGCGUGGAAAAGUCGAGCUCUUUGGAAACAGCAGCUUCGCAAAUACCUCAAGCCGAUGAAAACGACACGGACUGUACCGAGAAAACGCCCAAAUCCCCACAUUUGGAGACGCAGAGCCCAGGAAGCAAUAACCAUGAACAAUACAAUGAUGUUUAUAUGAGCAGCAAAAGUGAAUCGGAUGAUGAGGUCACUGUGGUGCUUUCGGAUCACGGCACGCCUGAAAUCCGUGAAGAUGAAUCGCACUAUAUCACAACCCACGAAAUCCAGCUUUUGGAGUUGGACCACGAUACGGAUUACGACUUUGAUACGGGAUCCAGCUGGGAUACCGAGGACGAUCUCCAGGUCUACUCGUUUGUCGAUUAUGCGUCUUUUGACAGUGAUGAAACGAUAGGUGCAAAAGAGGAGAGUAUGGAAAGCAACCAGGCGAAUACGAGCGAAGCAGUGGUCAGCAGUAAGCCUGAAAGCAAUCUCUGUGACGCGGACAAAUGUGCCAGCUCAGACGGGGGCCUGUCAAAAAAGCAAAAAGCAGCUGGGCAGAUUCACCUGUCAAUCAAAGCCACUUCCCGCGCUGUGAAUGAGCCAAGCAACAUCCAAGAACAAGCAAAAGGUAUAAGCCGCUAUGUUUUGAGAGGAGUGAAUGCAAGGGGCGACAAAGUGUGUGAUAACGCAAAGCGUUUCAUUGCUGUGCCGGGGCGCUUGCACUUUGGCAGCAGACUGAAACGCAAAGAUGUAAACGAGUAUUCCAGCGGUGCGUCCAGCGCGGUGAGCGAGCUGGACGACGCCGAUAAGGAAGUGCGCAAUCUCACAGCCAGGGCAUUCAAAAGUUUGGCGUACCCAUAUUUUGAUGCCAUAAACUUUAGUACUUCUAGUGAGUCUUCUGCUUCAGAGCAUGGGCUGGGAAUCAACAGGUGGUCGACGUUUGUUGACCUAAAGUAUGGCAAGGCGAGGGAUCAAAACUUAGUAGCACAUAAAGGCUCCACAUCCAAUUUCCAUUUCGCCAAAAAGAGGGACGGUAAGGCGAUAACGGGCUUGACUUUGACCAGCAUGCGAGCGCCCCCCGUCGAGAUAUUUGCACUGAACGGCAAUUUGGUGAGCCGCAAAAACGCACCGUCUACCACAAAAAAGACUGAGCUCAUGGGGAAGUUUUCACAGGGGCAAAGUGGCCUCAUAAGGCUGACCGAAACGCUCAAUUUUCGAUGCAAUGCCAAAUCCGGGCAGCCUGUAAACGAAAGCACUGGAGGAUCACGUUCCACAGAUGAAGUUACAAACACCUUGCCAAGCGCUCAGGGGAGUGAGGCCAGCAAGCGACCCUGCAAUGCAGAGGAAACCAUGGAAGACACACACAAGAAAGCCAUAUUCGCAUCGAGUCUCCUCAAAAAUGUCAUUUCUAAAAAAAUGCAGUUCGAGCAGGAGCGCAAAAUGGAGAGGGGCGAGAUAUGCGAGGCGCACCACGCGCCCUCUCCGUGCUUCGGGACGCACGAAGCGCACAGAGAGAAAGCGGCCAAGAAAAAUUACAAAGGGCUGCAAAGGCAAAGCUCGAAAUUCUCAGAAGCCGACUCCGAGUUCACGAUCGUCUGCGUGGACGAUCUGGGCGACAUAGUAGACGGUAAUUCAAGCGAUGCCAAAGAGGACGGGCGCAAAGAAGGGCCUUUGACGAGUGCAUCAGAAAGGAAUUUAGAGUCGGCGAAUGAUACUAAAAAAGGAGCAUUCGAAGUAUCCACAAGCACGCUGCUUCGAAGCCAAAAUAGCGCGUUCAGAUCGUGGAGGGACGGCGAGCUAGAGUUUCAAAAGGAACAUAAAAACGACAAAACUCCUGAGGAGAAACCGCUCCGCGAGUGUCCGGGGGAAACCAGCUUCAGCGUCGAUUCGGCGAGCGGCAAGCACACCAAAAUGUCACAUUUGUUUGUGCCAAGCAUACAGCGUCCGUCCGCGGACCGGGACCUCAGGAAACCGCCGCCGAAUGUGAAUUACUCCACGCGCGAUCAAGCAGAGAGCGGAGCUUUGAAGUGGCGUUCAAAUACGCUCCAUGUGUCCGACGCGACGCGCAGCGCUGUGACAGCGAAGUCGCCAGAAAUCAAAAUAAGUUUGCGGAGCGUUCGGGACAACAAAAGCGACCCGUUCAAUAUCGCGAAGCUACUGACUCCCAAUUUAGGCUGCAAGACAGCUGAGGACAACAGGUGCCAAGCGCUCGCCGCGGCUUUCAAGGGUGAGUCGUCUGACAAAGUGCCUCACUUUAUAGUCAGAGACAUUAGAGAUAACAAGGGCAAGCUACAGACCCCCAUUCACCAGGUUAGAGACGUGCGUAAACUGGUUAAGAGCUCAUAUCACUUUGUGUCUUUAGAUAACGACAACAAAUCUAGCCACUCGACUUGUGAUGGAGAGCACAAGACAUUAAAGCAGAGUCCUUCUCUGAACUCAGCCUCUCUUUCACCCAUAGUGAUUAAAUGCCAGUCUGUGAAUACAAAUAGCAAUGUGAAGCAAUCCGGAAAUUUAAUAGACCCCCCCAAGAGACAAUUUCCAGAGGAUAUAGUUGAGACCGACAGGUCCUCCCCUCACGUUGCUGUAGCUAACAGGCUGCCAAAGCAAGAAGUGCCAGCAGGAGUGAGAAUUGAAACAAGCACACGAAAACAAGAUAAAUCGAGCGACACAGCCGAGAAGAAAAGCGAACCUAAAAUGGCCAACCAGGCCGCUUUGGAAAAAUUGCAAGCUGCUGUCAAAACGAUGGAGCAGCUGUAUGUUUUUGACAAGAACGAGUGGAAGAGAAAAACAGAACCACGGCCGAUAAAGGACAGCCACGUGCUCUCGCUCAUCACCAGCGAGGAACACAGCGUGGACGAACAGGAAAGCAAUUCUAGCUCCACUCCAGCUGAUAGAUUGCUAAAACGAGAUUCAAACUCAAACCUGAACGAGAUGCCACCUAAAAAAGAUCACAAGUCAUCAACCACUCCGAUCGCCCGGGAAGAGCGAAACGGCCCUAAACCGCUCAUGCAGCUCACAGGAACGCCAUAUAAGAACAUAUGCCAGAAGCCAUUAGCUACAAAGGCACUGCAAACGCAUGUUGAAUCACCAGCAACUCUGAGCUCCAAAGGUGUUGCACCUAAAUCUCCGAAAAUACCCGUUUCCCUGAAGAUAUCGCAGCCAAAGCGUGUACUAGAAGAGAGGGAGCGGCCGAAUGGCAGUGAGACUGAGUUUGCCACGCUGCAGUUCACUUCCACAGCAGAUUCAGAGAACUACCUAACCAUACCAGUGAAGCCUCAAGCAAAGCCAACCACGUCUGGAUUGGGCAAAACAGCUGUUUAUACAAUCCCAAUUGGAGGAGGUAAAACCCAAACGACCAGUCCGCCUUCUUACCUGGUUCACAGUGACACCAGAGGCCAUCCGUCGCCAAAACGUUCAUCUUUUGUGAUGGAGACACGGUCCCCAGAUACCCCUACCGCCGCUAUUUACCACACACCCCUGUCUGUCCCAAUGCAAGCUGCUCAGCCACAAGUCAUUUGCUUCUCCCCUACAGUUCAACCCUCCCCCAUCCCGACAGAUCACUUCCAGGCAACCCUAAGAAAGAUGCUGCUGGAUCCCACCACGGGAAACUACUACUUGGUGGACACUCCGGUGCAGCCAUCAACCAGGCGUCUCUUUGACCCGGAAACCGGGCAGUAUGUGGACGUCCCCAUGCCGCAGCAGCCUCCCAUGACCCCUGUCCCAUUGCCAAUAUCCCCUCUCGCUCUUGGCCCGGGAGCUUACGGCCAUACUUACAUGUUUUACCCGGGAUACAUGCCUACCACGAUGAUCCCCGCACGCACUAUUCAGUCCCAGCUCUCUAUGCAGUCAGAAGCAGAUGAUGGGGAUAAAUCCCAUUCGCACAUGGGAAGGCAGGAGGAUGGAGCUUACAUGGAGAGCCCUUAUUAUAUGCCAUCUGGGAGGUCCUCACAAACAACCUCCAUGGCUCAACAUGUUAAAACCAGCAGGCUGGCCAACAGCAAGCAGCCUGUCAUCAGCAUCACCUCCCAGCAAGGGCCAAGGAUCAUCGCUCCCCCCUCCUUCGAUGGCACCACCAUGAGCUUUGUGGUGGAGCAUAGGUAAAACCCCACUCACCUACAGCGAGCCACAUGACGCCAUCUUUUCAUCAUAUUUUGGAAUCUCCUUCAUCAUCUUCAUCAAGAAAUCGCACAUUCUUCUCACAUUAUUAUUUGUGGGCCGCUUGUUUCUGCUCAUUAUCCCACUUGCUUCAUUUUGUGUUAUAAAACUGUUCCGUCUGCUUCUCAAAUCUUUGUGAAAGUGGAUGGAUUUUUCUGCAUUGGAUUUUUUUUCAAAGGGUAAUUGAAAGUGCAUUUACUGUAUGGGUUACUGUUAAAAACAAACCCACUUUAAGCACCUUCAGAAUAAUGUCAGUCAAAUGAGAGUACAACGCUAGGGAUGCACAGAUAAUAACAUUCUCAUGAUAAUUAUUUUCAUGCUAUGGAGGUUAACUGAUGAAUAGCCAAUAUUACUU
Messenger RNA from Sinocyclocheilus anshuiensis, 5144 nucleotides. RefSeq lists its product as uncharacterized. The coding region runs from base 359 to 4735 and encodes 1458 amino acids. The record is from RefSeq and is a predicted model, not a curated record. NCBI's taxonomy places the organism in Eukaryota, Metazoa, Chordata, Actinopteri, Cypriniformes, Cyprinidae. The transcript is spliced from 2 exons.